GGGAGGCGGCGGCCUGGCUCGGCCUGGCCUGUCAGGGCGCGGGCGGCGGCGGCGGCGGCUCCGGCACCAUGUCCCUGCAGUACGGGGCGGAGGAGACGCCCCUCGCCGGCAGUUAUGGCGCGGCCGACUCGUUUCCAAAGGACUUCGGCUACGGCGUGGAGGAGGAGGAAGAGGAGGCGGCAGCGGCGGGCGGCGGGGUUGGGGCGGGGGCCGGCGGAGGCUGUGGCCCGGGGGGCGCUGACAGCUCCAAGCCGAGGAUUCUGCUCAUGGGGCUCCGGCGCAGCGGCAAGUCCUCCAUCCAGAAGGUGGUGUUUCAUAAGAUGUCACCCAACGAGACCCUCUUUUUGGAAAGUACCAACAAGAUUUAUAAGGACGACAUUUCCAAUAGCUCCUUUGUGAAUUUUCAGAUAUGGGAUUUCCCUGGACAGAUGGACUUUUUUGACCCAACCUUUGACUAUGAGAUGAUCUUCAGGGGAACAGGAGCAUUGAUAUAUGUCAUUGAUGCACAGGAUGACUACAUGGAGGCUUUAACAAGACUUCACAUUACUGUUUCUAAAGCCUACAAAGUUAACCCAGACAUGAAUUUUGAGGUCUUUAUUCACAAAGUUGAUGGUCUGUCUGAUGAUCACAAAAUAGAAACACAGAGGGACAUUCAUCAAAGGGCCAAUGAUGACCUUGCAGAUGCUGGGCUAGAAAAACUGCAUCUUAGCUUUUAUCUGACUAGUAUCUAUGACCAUUCAAUAUUUGAAGCCUUUAGUAAGGUGGUGCAGAAACUCAUUCCACAACUGCCAACUUUGGAAAACCUAUUAAAUAUCUUUAUAUCAAAUUCAGGUAUUGAAAAAGCUUUUCUCUUUGAUGUUGUCAGCAAAAUCUACAUUGCAACAGACAGUUCCCCUGUGGAUAUGCAAUCUUAUGAACUUUGCUGUGACAUGAUUGAUGUUGUAAUUGACGUGUCUUGUAUAUAUGGGUUAAAGGAAGAUGGAAGUGGAAGUGCUUAUGACAAAGAAUCUAUGGCAAUUAUCAAGCUGAAUAAUACAACUGUCCUUUAUUUAAAGGAGGUGACUAAAUUUUUGGCACUGGUCUGCAUUCUUAGGGAAGAAAGCUUUGAACGAAAAGGUUUAAUAGACUACAAUUUCCACUGUUUCCGAAAAGCUAUUCAUGAAGUUUUUGAAGUGGGCGUGACUUCUCAUAGGAGCUGUGGUCACCAGUCCAGUGCCCCCAGCCUGAAAGCAUUGACACACAAUGGCACGCCACGAAAUGCCAUCUAGUCUGAAUCCCAGUGUUUGGGGCUCUGUGCCAGCUUACUCUUCACUUCAGGGUCAGAUGCCACGUGCUACAGGACAUGGGAGCUGCCGCUUAUGGAAAUCUGGUGCCUGUCCCAUUAGAGACAAGGGGUAGAGUUUCUCACUUGGAUGAAAACCCCUUCAAUCGGUGGUGUACAACUGAAGCUACUGUUUCUUUUUUUAAAAAUGGCAAAAAAGAGUUCUAGAGACCACAGAACUCAAGUGUGUCUUUCUUCUUUUUUGGGCCCACUUUAAGUAGUUGGAAUAUUUUGGACCUGGAGAUAACACCACCUUACCAGGGAAUGUUGCUGUCAAUUACAGUUGAAAAUAAUAGAAAAAAACUGAAUUUUUAUAUGCUUCACUUAGGCUUUCCUUUGAGUAGUCUCUAAAAAUCCUGCCUUGCUUAAGUUCUAACACUGCCUCUCAGAUUUCAGUUUUGGACAUUGCACAUCUCAGACCUUUUAAAUGCAUUUGCUUGCUAAUUCGGAAGACACGUCAUCUGACUGCAGCAAAAGAUGUUCCUGUAUUUGUUACUGAAGAAAUGAGAGAAGAUUUUAUGCUGCCUCAGGUGGAGAGUGAGGCUCAAUGGUGACUGCAUUAUUUCCCUUGGAAACGUUGAGGAAAAAACUUUGAAACAGAAGAAAAUUUGCGCACCUUUGUUUUGGGUACCAGAUGUCUAGGUUCUUUUUCCUGCAUUAGAUAAAUGAUCAUGCUCAGUGCAACAAAGGGAAUUAAAAAAAAAUUUUUUUUUUCCCUCACAACCCCUUCUAGUAGAGACACUCAUGUCACUGAAACAUUUAGCUCACUUUUCUUUAAUCUUGAUAUCGGCCUCUAUACACCUUUCGUUCUAAGACAUCUGGAUUUUUUAAGGAUUGCUGUUUGUUGACCAUGAAUGGCCCAAGGCACUGGUGGACUGUCCACUGGGAGCUGGAGAGAGCAUGUGGCGCCAUAGCAUGUGUUGAUUUACAUGCUUUGUCUCCAGUAUUCUGACACCAAGUGUCAACUGUGGUACUUUCUUUGCCUAGGAUAUUAAUUUGUAAUUGUUGCUUUUUGUGAAUGGUUGAUACCCUUUCCGUUGAUUUAAACUUAGGCAUUAUUUUUACUCCACAUGUCCAGUAGUCAUAUACUCCAAAGCCCACUGGAUCACCUGAGUACAUAAGUGCCACUGUUUAAUGCAAUAUGUAUAUUCAGGUUUGUAACCUAACAGUGUGACUUGGAGUGCUUCCUGCAGAUGAUUCUGACUGUUGAGUAUUUACAUGGACCAUGGUAAUAUCCAAAAGAAAAAUGCUUUUAUAUUUAUAGAUUAUUUCAUUGAGCUAUAUAUAAAAUGGGUAUCAAUAAAUAUAUUUACUCCAAAA
Molecule: messenger RNA, 2641 nt
Organism: Cynocephalus volans (Philippine flying lemur)
Lineage: Eukaryota; Metazoa; Chordata; Mammalia; Dermoptera; Cynocephalidae
Gene: RRAGC
Product: Ras related GTP binding C
Exons: 7
Coding region: 69-1268 (399 amino acids)
Biological process (GO): negative regulation of autophagy; cellular response to starvation
Cellular component (GO): Gtr1-Gtr2 GTPase complex; lysosome; nucleus
Molecular function (GO): GTPase activity; GTP binding
Source: RefSeq, a predicted model, not a curated record